This is a messenger RNA of Mizuhopecten yessoensis (Yesso scallop), 1647 nucleotides long. RefSeq lists its product as uncharacterized. Lineage: Eukaryota; Metazoa; Mollusca; Bivalvia; Pectinida; Pectinidae. The record is from RefSeq and is a predicted model, not a curated record. The coding region runs from base 284 to 829 and encodes 181 amino acids. The transcript has 6 exons.
AAGAUUUUUUUUAACUGCAGUGACUUAUUGAGGACAUAUAUAUGCUGUUGAUUUCAAAUGCCCCUUUUGUAAAUAAAGGGGAUUGGAUUUGAUCAAAACAAGAAAAUGCGGGGAAAUACCUUGAAAUACAAGGUUUAUAUUGCGAAACGAAGAAGACUGGAAUUACCUGUGGUUGGUCACGCUCGCUUCGUUUGAAUAGUCUCUGUUUCCGAAUGUUAUCAAAGGACACCUGACAACUGUUAGUAGGACUCCCAUAAAUCAUCCGCAUGUAGUCUACAGAACAAUGGUGGGUAUUUACACGUCUUUAAGUUUGGCCUUGGUGGUGGCUUUAGUCUACUGCUCUUCCAACAAUGAAGCAACACCCCUUGGCGGUAUUGGAGUGGGCGGUCACCUUCCGCAGGAGGCGAAGAUAGGGGUAUUAAAACCAUGUGAUGAUGUUGAAUAUGAGUUUUCACAUGUUUGUCCACAUAUCUACUGGAUCCCAGGCGGAGAUAUUGACCCCAGGAGCGAGAUCAUCGUCGGGGUACAUUUAAGUAUGCCCUUUGAAAUUGGAGAAGGGAGUUACCUGAUGACAGUGAAGGUCGAAGGACAACCGAUCUUCGAGGACCGAUUGGAUUUCACAUGCGAAUUUAUCCUUAAAGCCAAAGACUAUAUAAACUUCCCGUAUCGGUGUCCCCUCGCCGUUAACACCAACAUAACGUUAAUGUACACGGUAACAGAUGUGCUGGGAUUAAAGGCUUAUCCGGGUGAAUAUGAAGUAGACAUGCGGUUGAAGAAUAUAGACGGAUAUGGUGUAUGCUGUACAGCGCAACUUACCGUUCUUGGAUAAGUUGGAGGACGGUUUCUGGGACAAGUUGGCGGACGGGUUCUGUGAUAAGUUGGAGGACGGGUUCUGUGAUAAGUUGGAGGACGGGUUCUGUGAUUAGUUGAAGGACAUGAUCGUCAUUCUACGUGCUAAAAGAACUGUGAUUGGCAGUGACCUGUCGCUUUCUCAAUCGAAUGUAAAUUCAUGGGAUUUUCUUCAUCAAAAGGCGGUUUAACGUUCCAUGUUUCACAGGAUUGUUACUGCUCACUGAUAUUUCAAUAAUCAGUAGCUGAUUUUCGCCAGUUAGCAAAAUGCACGGAACGUGUUCACUUCAACAAUUUUAUCAACGAACAGUUUUAGUUUCAAUUAAAUCUAGAUAGGUGCUAUUUUCAUUACAGGGGUGAUUUUUUUUGUAAUAGAACGUCUUUUCGAAAACUUCACUCUUUGCAUUCUCUUCCAUUUUGGUAAGUGAACUGAGUUAAUCGAGCUUAAACAUAUGAAAACUUCCGACUAUUACAGAAUGGAUCUCGCAAUUUUCAACAGAGGUCAUGGAAUUUAUGUACAACCAAAUUGAGUGAUCCUCGAACUAUUCAACUGAUUGACGUCACUUUUCCGUGUUGACUGACAACUAUGCAAAGAAAAACUGAAGUGUUUGAAUGGUCAACUUAUCCAAAAUACUAUCUUCCUAGUUGAACAUCAAAUUUCACUAAGUUUGGAAGGAUAGAACUAGAUGUUUAUUGAAAAGUAUCAUCACUUACCCCUAUGUUAAUUAUGAAUGAUUUAAGCAUUUUGAUAUUAAACAAGAGAUCCCACAGGGAUUUUGCGCCCACCAUCGUACCAUC